Ipomoea nil (Japanese morning glory) is the source of this 906-nucleotide messenger RNA. Its product is annotated as leucine-rich repeat receptor-like protein CLAVATA2. NCBI's taxonomy places the organism in Eukaryota, Viridiplantae, Streptophyta, Magnoliopsida, Solanales, Convolvulaceae. Gene Ontology annotation, molecular function: protein binding. The coding region runs from base 1 to 906 and encodes 301 amino acids. The transcript has 2 exons. The record is from RefSeq and is a predicted model, not a curated record.
AUGAAGGUCCACAUUGUGACUUUAAGUGGGAGAUUUGUAAAUACUAAAGUCAAAUGUGGAAAUGGGCAGAACCUUUUUCUGAUGAGGUUAGGAGCAGGAGCAAGAACACUUGGUCUGAAGAGCAAGAUGUUCAUCUCUGAAGAGCAAGGUUGCCUUGAAGGGGAGCGGAUUUCUCUUCUCCAAUUUAAGAAAAGUCUGGUUGAUAGAUCAAAUCGUCUCUCCUCAUGGACCGGUCUUGAUUGUUGCAAAUGGAAGGGAGUGUCUUGUAGCUCAACAACUGGCCAUGUCCUAAAGCUUGAUUUACAGAACCUGCAAGCAACAUAUGAUGAUAUUGGGAGAUACUGGGACAAUUCAUACUAUUGCAACAAUUGCUUGGAAGGUGAGAUAAAUCAAUCUCUUAUCAACUUAACACAUUUGGAUUAUCUUGAUCUAAGUUUGAACAAUUUUUCUGCAAUCAAAAUUCCUGAAUUCUUGGGAUCCUUCAAAAACUUGAAGUAUCUUAACCUCUCGAGUUCGGGUUUUGUGGGAAGCAUUCCAACUCAUCUUGGAAAUCUUUCAAGUUUAGAGCAUCUCGACAUAGGAAUACAUGAAGUGGAUGGACCUAAUUUUAAUAAUUUGGCUACAAAUAACCUGGAUUGGUUGUUUGGUCUUUCUUCUCUAAGAACUCUUGACAUGUCUGGGAUUUCCAUUGGGCAUAGUGAAAAUUGGCUAAACCCAAUCAACAAGCUCGUGUCUUUAGCUUCUUUAAACUUGGCUUUUUGCAAUCUUGGCACAACCAAUCCUCUUUCACAUGUUAACUCCACUACUGCUCUUGUUUGGCUUAAUCUGUAUGAGAAUUAUUUGGAUUCUACAAUCCUUUUUUGGUUAUCUAAUCUCACCAGCCUAGAGUAUCUCAGUCUAGGUUGA